GAGUAUAAAAAGAGUAGGACAUGGAAGAGGUUUUUGGAUUUUGGAGCAUCUUUUACGCAUCGGGUUCACCAGCUGUAGAGAACCAUGGACAUGUCCGCGGUCACACUCACAAUCUUUGGCUUUAUCUGCAUUCUGUCCACACUGACAGAUGCUACAACAGAAGAGCCCAAAGUGGAACUCCUCACCCAGAGCAAUGACGUUGUGGUGGGAAGCACAGUGUUGUUAUUUUGCAGAGCUAAUAAAGCUACAACAUUCAAAUGGCUGAAGGAUGGUGAAGAUCUGGAGGACAACAUAGAAGAUGAAGAAGAAAAAAGUAAAUUGACUUUAAAGAAUGUCAAGUUAUCAGAUAGCGGAAACUACACGUGCCUUGGCGAUUUUGAAGGUGACGAACACGAGCAAAUCAUCAGCAUAUAUGUCUAUGAGACACCAAACUUUGGUUUAACUAAGACAUACCAUGAGUUUUUGGUCAACCAUACAGCGCAUGUUCCAUGCCUGGUCACUGGGAAGCCUGAAGUGGAGAUCAACUGGUAUUGGAACAAUAUCCUUGUGAUAAAUAACGAAACGAAUAAUCUCAACGUUCUACGAGACGGGACAUUGCAGAUUACGAACAUUCAGAGAGAAAAUCAUGGCACCUAUGUCUGCGAGGGAAAAAUCAAAAGGCGGCCCAAAUCCCAGACUCUGAACAUCUCUGUUGUUGUAAAUGUUCCACCAACUGUCAUCGUUCGUGGUGAGAAUGCGAAGGUUGUGGCUGGACCAAAUAGAAGUGUCAGUUUAACUUGCUUGGUUACAGGAACACCUCAUCCAGUUAUUACCUGGGAGAUGCCUGACACAUCAGAUUCCUCUCGCUACAUAUACAACUCAGACAAGAGUAAACUCACCAUUCCAGGUGUGGCCAGAGAGGACUCUGGGAAAUACGUUUGUACCGGAGCCAAUAAAAUUGGAAAAGACAAUGCAAUAUUCACCCUAGAUGUUUCAGAAAUUCCAUCAGUACAUCUGAGCAAGAGUGAGAUGGUCGUGAAGCCUGGGGACUCAGUUUCUGUCUUCUGCAAUGCCAGUGGACAUCCCAAACCAACCAUACAGUGGCUGAACAAGAGCAGGAAAGGUGGCAUGUCGUCUACCGGUCGAGUGAGAGCCGUGGAAUCGCAGCUUCAGAUUGAGAAUGUGGUGAUUUCUGAUGGUGGAGAUUAUUCCUGCAAAGCCACCAACGAGGCAGGAAGCAACACACAGAAAUUCAUGUUAAUGACCUCUCCAGGAGAACCAACCUCGUUUACACUCUCUCCUGGACCCUCUGCGUUCCGCAUCAUGCUACAGAAACCUGUCCUGGACGGAGGUUCUCCCAUUACUCAGUACAUCAUCCAGUGGAAAAACAAAUCACAGGAAUAUUGGAAUGAGAUUGCAAUCCCAUAUUCUGGUCCACUGGAGGUCACAUCCCUGGAGCCGUACACUGAAUAUUUUGUCCGCUUUGCUGCUAAAAACAAGCAUUUUCUUGGAGGAUUUUCUGAUGAAGGGAAGAUUCGCACCCUGGCCAGACAGGGGGAACCAGAAGUACCUGAACUGUUGGCAGACGAGGGCCAAAUAGAGAAAAACACCUAUUCAGUUCCAUUUAAGCAGCUCAGCAAUGGCGGCUCUCCUAUUAAAUAUUAUGUUGUGCGCUACCGAAUGAGGAAGGAAGGUGAGCCCUGGAGAGAAAAGGAAACAGAUGCAAACUCCACUAGAAUUCACCUCCAGAAUCUUGAGUAUGACAGUGACUACGAGGCUGAAAUCUUUGCUGUUAACGUUAAUGGCUUCUCCAAAACCGAAAAAGUCUAUUUCACCAUCCCACAAGCUUCACACAGCUUGGGUAAAGGUGGUGUAGUGGCCAUAGUGUUGGUCAUCUUCCUGUUGAUGCUGUUUGGGGUUGAUGCUUUGUGUUGCUAUACAAAUCACUGUGGCAUGAUCAACUUCUUGGCCCGGAAACUGUUUGGUCCCAACAUGUCCGAAACUAAAAGUAUGGAGGAGGGUGUGUUUAACAACGUUGCUGUAACCAUGAAUGGGCUUGAGAAACAGAGAGGUAGCAUUCCAAAACUACAGCCACAAAACAAGACGGGAAACGGAGUGCGGCCGGACGUCACUUGUGACAAAGCACCUCUGACCAAAUUUGAGAAAGAACCAGCCAACGCUGAGUCAGUCAAUGAAGCACGACUGUAAAAUGUUUUUGACACCAGACCAAAAAGAAAGAAAGGCUUCAGUUGCAUUUAAUAGUAUGUGAUUGCACUGAUAAUGACAUUAACAGGGUAAAGAAUGGAAAUGUAGCUUUUGAUAAAUACAGUCAAUUUGUAGAUAUACGAGAGCAGCUAAAUGUGUACAGGAAUAAGAGUAAACAGAUUUUCUAUGCUAAUCUGUGCCAUGAGGGUCAUACUCUUUCAACAUGCUGUAAUGACUGAAGCAAUCAUUAUGGGAGGAUUUUAUUUGACACUGAUGAACAGACACUGCAUUAUUAUAAUUGCUAAUUUAUUUAAUAUAUUUUGGCAUUAAUGUAUUAUUAUGGUUAUGAUAAUUGUUUAUUCUUUUCUGCAUGAAUUAUAUUGCCAUAAGCUUAGCAUACGGUGCAUGUACAUGCAAAUGUGUAUGAUAUAGAUUGUAAGCAGUGCUGUAUAUUUUUGUAAAUACAUUUUGUCAUUUUACUGUAAUAUAUGUUUUUAAAAAUUGCA
Messenger RNA from Tachysurus vachellii, 2690 nucleotides. It is a transcript of the gene ncam3, whose product is annotated as neural cell adhesion molecule 3. Lineage: Eukaryota; Metazoa; Chordata; Actinopteri; Siluriformes; Bagridae. Gene Ontology annotation, molecular function: protein binding. The record is from RefSeq and is a predicted model, not a curated record. Gene Ontology annotation, biological process: cell adhesion. The coding region runs from base 85 to 2187 and encodes 700 amino acids. The transcript has 17 exons. Gene Ontology annotation, cellular component: membrane.